AGUCUCCAGAGAACAACGGGCUCAUUGAGCGGCUGCAAGCUGCGGGCGUGGGGGAGCGGCCGGGACAGAGAGCGCGAGCCGGCCGGGGGUGGGGCCGCGCGCAGGGGCGACCGAGGCCAAGUGGCCGCAGCGGCGCGCCAGGCAGCCCGGCCCCGGCCCCGAGCCCGCGCGCACAGAGGCCGCAGCAGCUCCUCGGGUCCCUCCCACCGCGCGCGCCCAUGGCGGUCGCGGGCCAGUUGUGCCUGCUCUACCUGUCCGCGGGGCUUCUAGCUCGGCUGGGCACAGCCUUCAACCUGGACACCCGCGAGGAGAACGUGAUCCGGAAAUCGGGGGAUCCCGGGAGCCUCUUCGGUUUCUCGCUCGCCAUGCACUGGCAGUUGCAGCCGGAGGACAAGCGGCUGUUGCUUGUGGGGGCGCCUCGGGCAGAAGCCCUCCCACUGCAGAGGGCGAACAGAACUGGGGGCCUAUACAGCUGUGACAUCACCGCCCGGGGACCUUGCACACGGAUUGAAUUUGAUAAUGACGCUGAUCCUAUGUCAGAAAGCAAGGAAGACCAGUGGAUGGGAGUCACUGUCCAGAGUCAAGGUCCGGGGGGCAAAGUGGUGACAUGUGCGCAUCGGUAUGAGAAGCGGCAGCACGUCAACACGAAGCAGGAGUCACGGGACAUCUUCGGAAGAUGUUACGUCCUGAGUCAGAAUCUCAGAAUUGAAGAUGAUAUGGAUGGAGGAGACUGGAGUUUCUGUGAUGGCCGAUUGAGAGGUCAUGAAAAAUUUGGCUCCUGUCAGCAAGGAGUAGCGGCUACUUUCACUAAAGACUUUCAUUACAUUGUUUUUGGAGCCCCGGGGACUUACAACUGGAAAGGGAUCGUCCGUGUAGAACAAAAGAAUAACACUUUUUUUGACAUGAACAUCUUUGAAGAUGGGCCCUAUGAAGUUGGCGGAGAGACUGAUCAUGACGAGAGUCUCGUGCCCGUUCCUGCUAACAGUUACCUAGGUUUUUCACUGGACUCAGGGAAGGGUAUUGUUUCUAAAGAUGACAUCACUUUUGUAUCUGGUGCUCCAAGAGCCAAUCACAGUGGGGCCGUAGUUUUGCUAAAAAGAGACAUGAAGUCCGCGCAUCUUCUCCCCGAGUAUAUUUUUGACGGAGAAGGCCUGGCUUCUUCGUUUGGCUAUGAUGUGGCAGUGGUGGACCUCAAUGCAGAUGGGUGGCAAGACCUCGUUAUCGGAGCUCCGCAGUAUUUUGAUAGGUAUGGUGAGGUUGGGGGUGCGGUGUACAUCUACAUUAACCAGCAAGGCAGAUGGAGUAAUGUGAAGCCAAUUCGUCUGAAUGGGACCAAAGAUUCUAUGUUUGGAAUCGCUGUGAAAAAUAUUGGAGAUAUUAAUCAAGAUGGCUAUCCAGAUAUUGCUGUUGGAGCUCCCUAUGAUGACCUGGGGAAGGUCUUUAUCUAUCAUGGAUCCCCGACUGGCAUAAUUACAAAGCCAACACAGGUGCUUGAGGGUACAUCGCCUUACUUUGGCUACUCAAUCGCUGGGAAUAUGGACCUGGAUAGGAAUUCCUACCCUGACGUUGCUGUGGGUUCCCUCUCAGACUCAGUAACUAUUUUCAGAUCCCGGCCAGUGAUUAACAUUCUGAAAACCAUCACAGUGACUCCUAGCAGAAUUGACCUCCGCCAGAAAUCCAUGUGUGGGUCACCUAGCGGGAUAUGCCUCAAGGUUAAAGCCUGUUUUGAAUAUACUGCGAAACCUUCCAGUUAUAACCCUCCAAUAUCAAUUUUGGGUGUUCUUGAAGCUGAAAAAGAAAGGAGAAAGUCAGGGUUGUCGUCGAGAGUUCAGUUUCGAAACCAAGGUACUGAGCCAAAGUAUACUCAGGAGCUGACCCUGACCCGGCAGAAGCAGCGGGCAUGCAUGGAGGAGACCCUCUGGCUGCAGGAGAACAUCAGAGACAAACUGCGCCCCAUCCCCAUCACGGCGUCCGUGGAGAUCCAGGAGCCCAGCUCUCGCCGGCGAGUCAAUUCACUUCCCGAAGUUCUUCCCAUCCUGAAUUCGAAUGAAGCCAAAACGGUCCAGACAGACGUCCACUUCUUAAAGGAAGGAUGUGGAGACGACAAUGUCUGUAACAGCAACCUGAAGCUAGAGUAUAAAUUUGGUACCCGGGAAGGAAAUCAAGACAAAUUCUCUUACCUUCCAAUUCAAAAAGGCAUCCCAGAAUUAGUCCUAAAAGACCAGAAGGAUAUAGCUCUGGAAAUAACGGUGACCAACGGCCCUUCGGACCCGAGGAAUCCCCGGAAAGAUGGCGACGACGCCCACGAGGCCAAGCUCAUCGCCACAUUCCCAGACACUCUGACGUACUCGGCCUACAGAGAACUGAGGGCUUUCCCCGAGAAGCAGCUGAGCUGUGUCGCCAACCAGAAUGGCUCCCAAGCUGACUGUGAGCUCGGAAAUCCUUUCAAGAGAAAUUCCAGUGUUACUUUUUAUCUGAUUUUAAGUACAACCGAGGUCACCUUUGACACCACAGAUCUGGAUAUUAAUCUGAAGUUGGAAACAACAAGCAAUCAGGAUAAUUUGGCUCCAAUUACAGCGAAGGCAAAAGUGGUUAUUGAAUUGCUUUUAUCGGUCUCCGGAGUCGCUAAGCCUUCGCAGGUGUAUUUUGGAGGUACAGUGGUUGGUGAGCAAGCUAUGAAAUCUGAAGACGAAAUAGGAAGUUUAAUAGAGUAUGAAUUCAGGGUGAUUAACUUAGGUAAGCCUCUUAAAAACCUCGGCACAGCAACCUUGAAUAUCCAGUGGCCCAAGGAAAUUAGCAAUGGCAAAUGGCUGCUCUACUUGAUGAAAGUUGAAUCCAAAGGCUUGGAGCAGAUUGUGUGUGAGCCACACAGUGAAAUAAACUACCUGAAGCUGAAGGAGUCUCACAGCUCAAGAAAGAAGAGGGAACUUACUGAAAAACAGAUAGAUGACAGCAGGAAAUUUUCUCUAUUUUCUGAAAGAAAAUACCAGACGCUCAACUGCAGCGUCAACGUGAGGUGCGUGGACAUCAAGUGUCCGCUUCGAGGGCUGGACAGCAAGGCCUCUCUCGUUUUGCGAUCCAGGCUAUGGAACAGUACAUUUCUAGAGGAAUAUUCCAAACUGAACUACUUGGACAUUCUCGUGAGGGCGUCCAUAGAUGUGACAGCCGCCGCUCAGAAUAUCAAGCUCCCUCACGCGGGCACUCAGGUUCGAGUGACAGUGUUUCCCUCAAAGACUGUAGCUCAGUAUUCAGGGAUAGCCUGGUGGAUCAUCCUCCUGGCUGUUCUUGCUGGGAUUUUGAUGCUGGCUCUAUUAGUGUUUUUACUCUGGAAGUGUGGAUUCUUUAAGCGCUCUAGGUACGAUGACAGCGUUCCCCGAUACCAUGCGGUGCGGAUUCGUAAAGAAGAGCGAGAGAUCAAAGACGAGAAACACACUGAUAACCUUGAGAAAAAACAGUGGAUCACAAAGUGGAGUGAAAACGAAAGUUACUCAUAGAGGGCGUCGGAAAGCAAGCCUCACACUACCCAAAGCCCCCCUUACUUUUCCCAGCUCAGAAAUUCAGGUGGCUUGGAAACCUGCUCAGGCCCCCGUAUAUGAUUCAGACUGACGACACCCAGUACGGACCUACAGUUUGAACUGUGGAUAUUGUUACACCUAAGGCUCCUGUUUUGCACAGCCAAAUUUAAGACUAGUAGAGUGGAUUUUUCUUUAAAUGCCUUAAUUUAACUUUCCGGGUUGCCUUUGUUUUUUGAUGUGGCUGACUUCCACACGCUGGGGCAGGGCCUGCCAGUCUGCACUCCUGGGACAUUCUCUCCCCAACCAACCAUCACCUGCGCUAACAGAGUGACUCUCCCAGCCUGCUCCCACAGGUGUUUUUCUCAUAAGAUUGGAGAACCUGCAAGAUAAUUGUCCCUUGGCUCAAGACUCUGCCAGUGGAUAGCUGUGCCUCUGUUGAAAGUUCUCUCUUAAAUUAAAUGUGCAAUAGAAGGCGUUGUUAUCCUUUGGCCUUCUCGCUCCAUUUCCUAGAAGUGAGGACCCUUGCUGAUGCCUAAUGCACACAGAUUCCCGUCUCCCUUGUCACUAAAGCACAGGUUCGACAGACUUGAAUGCUAGUUACAUUUGUUUGUAUAUGAUAUUUAUUUUUUUCUUCAAGCCAUCUUACUGUUGACUAAUAGGCCAAAGAUGCUUCAGUUGGUUUAGGCAAUGAGAAUGAGAACCUGGGAAGUCAUUUUUUCUGUUCUGACCUUAAUUAUUUACUGCAAAAAGAAAAGUUCUUUAUAAACAUGCAAGGGUCGUUUUACUAACUUAAGCUCACCUGUACGUGAUAACUAUCUCCUUUCCGGCAGGCCCUCCCCCAGCCCAGGAAGUUUGACAAAGGGGGUUGGUUAACUUGAGGACAUUUCGUCCUUCCCUGGCACUGGGUGUACGGUUUUGAGCCCUGUGUGGGACUUCUGAACUUUGGGCCAUAACUUUCAGAACUCUCAGAAGUGAGCACACUCACUGAACUCUGGGGUCUGUGUGCUCUAUGCUGCCAACACAGUGUAUUCAGGACCUGAAGUGAGCACCCAUGUGGAUCCAGACCGAUCCAGUGCGAGACUACUGAAGAGCAUCUGCUGCCAAAACGGCCGCACCAGACAGACGGAGCGCCCUGCACUUAGCCUCUUAAAUAUCAUCGGAACCGUUCAGCCAUUGCAUCCAUAUUUGCUUUUUUUUCUAAUUGUUCAUCGGAUCUAAAUUCCUCCACAUGACUUGUGACUACUUUUAGCUCAUUGCUAAAGUGCUUACCUAGCAUGCCUGGGCCCGCCUUGGUUGGUUGGUUGUAAAAAUGAUAGGAGGGAGAAAACAAUUAUUUUUUUAUAUAUAUUCAACAGAGAUUGAAUAUAUUGUCAAAGCUUUUUUUUUUAUUAAAUUGUGCUUUAAAAUAAUUAAUUUAUAUGGAGAGCAGCAGCAAACAGGUGCUAAUGUGUUUGGCUAUUGUCUAAGCAGUUCUCUAUCUUAUUUUAAGACCGGGUCUCAAGUCACCCAGGCUGGCCUUGGGCUCCUUAGGUAGCUCGGGAUAGUUUUGAACUCCCAAUCCCCCUGCCUCUCCACCCCAGGGCUGUGAUUGCAGGCGUGGGCUUGGGACUGUCUGUGCUAGGCCAGCACUCAGCAACUGAGCUAGACACCAGACACUUCUCCGUCUUUUAAAAGAACAAAACGUUGCUAAAUGUGCCAUCGUUGCUUUGAGUCUUAAUUCUUUUUUUCCCCUUUCAUAAAACAUUACAACUUUAAGAUAUUAAAGACUUUUAUUCUGGUUCUACUUCUGCCUUUUCACUCAAAACUGGUUUUACAAAUGAUGCCUUGUUUACAGAAAGCUCCCUACCACAGGUCCUAGUAGUGUGUAAAGUCUCAGUUCUUGCUGGGGUAUCUUGGAACCUCAUGCACUGGCUUUAAAGGAUACAGCCAAGAAGCUGAUAUCUUGACAGUGUUUGUAGACCUUUGUUAUGAAAAUGAAUGUCUUGGAAAAGGUUGGGAGGGGGUUCAACAACAAAGAAACAAGAAUGUCAUGUUGUUUAAAUUUAUAGUUGUCUAAAAUGUCAUCUCAAGUCAAGUCACUGGUCUGUGUGCAUUUGAUAGGUUUUUAUACUAACUAGCAUUGUAAGAUUAUUCAUAAUUAGAAAAUACCUGUGGAUAUUUGUAUAAAAGUGUGAAAUAAAUUUUUUACGAAAGUGCC
Messenger RNA from Apodemus sylvaticus (European woodmouse), 5712 nucleotides. It is a transcript of the gene Itga6, whose product is annotated as integrin subunit alpha 6. Gene Ontology annotation, molecular function: integrin binding. Gene Ontology annotation, cellular component: external side of plasma membrane; integrin complex. The record is from RefSeq and is a predicted model, not a curated record. The transcript has 25 exons. The coding region runs from base 219 to 3494 and encodes 1091 amino acids. Gene Ontology annotation, biological process: leukocyte migration; integrin-mediated signaling pathway; cell adhesion mediated by integrin. NCBI's taxonomy places the organism in Eukaryota, Metazoa, Chordata, Mammalia, Rodentia, Muridae.